Molecule: messenger RNA, 7322 nt
Organism: Chironomus riparius
Lineage: Eukaryota; Metazoa; Arthropoda; Insecta; Diptera; Chironomidae
Source: the annotation of a GenBank genome assembly
GGAUGCUUUACGGAGGUUAUUUCAUUCUCGUUCAAGGAAUAAUGUACAAAAUAAAAGUUUUUAAGUGAAUUUUCAAGUCAAAAGCUUCGAGCAACAUAAAAAAGAAAUAAAUUAAAAAAUUAUUAAUAGAAUCAUAACAAAAGAAGGCAGGAAACAGUGAAUUUUACAGUGAGUUUGCAAACUUGCACGGUUACACAUAGAGCUAAGUGAAGUAAGUGAAGCGAAUUGUGAUGUUGAUGAUAAUGUGCAGAAAAAAAAGUGAAAAAUAGACGAGGAAAAAGUUUUGUUUAACUAUGAAAGUUUCGAAAAGUUCACAACAGCAACAACAUGAUGCUUGGUGAAGAAAUGUUUGGAAAGAAUAAAAUAAGAAGCCAAAGAAUAUGUCAUAGAGUAGCAUUAGUGAUAGUAUUUCAUUUACUGAUUUUAUUACUACUAGACGAUGUUUCAUGUCAACUGGCAUGGUCACCAAUUCAAGUUGACUCGGAAAGUCAAGUGGAUUUGUGGACUAGAAAAUCUGUAGGUUGCGCAUGUUCAUGGAAAGAUAAUGAACAUGAUCACGCAAAAGACAGCAAUGGCAAUAAGCAUGAGAUGUUAGAUAAAAAUUUAACGCUUCAUAAUGGACAUCAUAAGCACGGUCAUCAACUCAACCUUAACUGUGCUUGCUGUGUGAAAGGCGGCUGUCAAUGUGGCGAGCAAGCACCAAAUCGUUGUUCUCAAUGUGGUUUAGAGAAUCAUUGUUUAAAUAUGUGUAAUGUGACCUUAGACUCAAAAAAUUUACAAGGCAGCUCGGGACAAACAUUUGGUCAAAUUCGUAGUCCGACAUUGCAGGGACCCGCAGUUUGUUAUUAUGCUCUUCGUCCAGCACCGGGUCAACGAGUAGAACUUCAAGUUUAUCGCUUAUUACAAGUUGGUAAAUUUGAUGGAAAAAAAUGUGAGGGUGGCUUUUUACGAUUCAGCGGACUUGAUGAUGCGGAAUAUAAUGGUGCAGAAUUGUGUGGAGUAAAUGAGCGGUAUUCUCCUCCAGCUGUGUUGUUUUCUGACGAUGGAAUAACAACGCUUCUGUUCAAGAUUACGGAGAAGACAGUUCGAUCGCAAUUUCUUGCAUAUUUUAGCUUUACAUCGUUAUCAAAUCCAAUUGUGGGCUUUCAUCCAAAAGGGGGUAAAAAGAUUGGUUCGACGGAUUGUGAUUGGUCAUAUAAUGAUCAUUUGUGUCGGGGUCAGGCAGCAUGUGCUAUUGCAAGUCCCGGUUUUCCAGGAAUUUAUGGAAGGAAUAAAAUAUGUCGAUAUCAUAUAACGACAUCGUCUGUACAUACAAAAGUGAAAAUAACAUUUAAUUCCUUGUUACUGCCCCAAGAGCAUUGUAGCACACAUUAUAUUGCCGUUUAUGAGGGACUUACUCCUGGCUCAGAACGACUUGCUACAAUUUGCGGGCAGGAUAAGAAAGAAGAUUUAAUUUUCUCAGGUCCAAAUAUAUUAGUUGAAUUUAAUUCGGGUUAUCAAAUUCCACCAUUCGAUUAUAAUGGCUUCUCUGCAACACUCACAUUCAUCGAAGGUAUAACGACUACCCUCACACCAACAAUGCCAUUUGAGAUUGAGCCAGCUCAUGUUCAUGAAUCCCCAAGUGAACAUGCGACUCCACCACCAAAGUUUACACCUUGUGAUCAGGUGAUAUCAGAGCAAUACGGUGGACGCUCAGGACAUUUUGACUCACGAACGAGAUCCUAUGCCAACAGCUGUCGAUUAAUAUUCAAAGGAAAAACUAAUGAGGUUGUGCACAUUUCGCUCUUCAACUAUAGGCUCAAAUCUACAUCAUGUCGGAGUGUUAUUGAGAUAAUCGAUCCCAAUGCACGUAAAAAGUCUCUAUUAAAAUUAUGCUCACCGGUAACUCGAAAGGCUCGAAAUGAAAUGGGAGUUUUCAUACCGCCACAAACAUUCAUAUCGACCGGAAAUCAAAUGAUUAUUGUAUUAAGAAGAGCUGGUCCGCCGCAAGAUUUAAACGAUAUUGAAUUUGUCGAUGGUGCUUUUCUUUUUCAUAACGAGGAGCAAAGUGGAACAUUACAACCAUAUUCGUUAUGUGACAUGCAUCAUUAUGGCUUAUCAUCGCCAGAAUAUGGUUCGGUUGAAGGACCGGGAACGGAGCAUCUGUUUUGGAAUGUCGAAGGAAGCUUAAAUUGCUCACAUUACUUUAUUCCAGCUGCAAAUCAAAGUAUCACAUUGACAAUUGAGAUGUUGGAUCGUUUAGGGACAGAUAAUGAUUGUCAAACUGUUUGCGGUGACGGUGGAUGUCAAUGUUUGACGGGACUUAACUCAAUUGAGAAUAUUGAUCAUUUAAUGAUGAUGACCGAUGAUAAUCAACCAAUCAAUUGUUUAUGUGGUAACUUCCAUCCUGAUUGGCUUCCAGUAUCAUUAAGAAGUUGGAGUCCAAUUAAAUUAGUAUACUCAAUUGCACGUUAUUCAUGGAGUACAAAAGGAUUUACGUAUAGGGCAUCCUAUAAUUUCUUUACAGAUGCAAUGUGCGGCAAAAAAACAUUUACAUUGCAAUCCAGCGAGCUUCAUUCACGCAAUUUUUCACAAGCAUUUUCACUCAAUUCAUUUUAUCAUCAGCAAUGUUUGUGGAUACUAGACUCGAAUACUGAAAGGCAGCUGAUGAUUGAGGUAAUAUCAAAUCAAAGUAGAAGUUGCACAGCAUGGAAUAUAAGUCUUCACGAAUUUACGCCAGUCGAGGAUGAGAAUCAGCACGCUGGUGCUUUAAUUCAUCAAUUUUGUCCGCGCGAUAAGCACAAACAAUUUACUUUUCCAUGGAAUUUAAAAACAAUUGUCAUAAAGAUACAAGCAAUGACACGACAAGCGCCAUUAUACACCGUCAGAUGGAAGUCGACAGUCGCAAGACAGAAAAUACAAAGUCUAACGCCUGCACCAAAUGUCAUUUCGUCGUCGUUAGGAUGUAGCAUUUUAACGUCAUCUUCGUCUUAUUUACAAUUGAUGGCGUUAUUGAUUUUAAGCAUUUUAUUGAGCAUUUCAUAAUUUGCUUUAUAUGAUGAAAAAAUUUCAUUUUCUUUUUUCUAUUUCUUCAUUUCUGUUCCAUCUUAUAUUGAUCUCUUUCUUCAAAUUUUAUAUAUAUAAAUUGUCACACAAGCGUCUGCAAGCAAGCAACAUACAACGGUGGAUUCAAUGCUCAUUUAUUGAAUUUUUACGUGUUAUAGACAGUAUAUAAAAAAAAGGUGAGCAGAAAAUAGAAAAAUAUAAAUGUAGGCAGAAGUCAGUAGGGAUUGAAUGAAAUUGGAGGAGGAUGGAAAAAAAGAAUUCAUGCUUGAUUUUUUUAGUGCAUUUCCUUUGGGAUAGUAAUGAGCUUUAUAUUCGUUUUGUCUGUUCGUAUAAAAAUUGUCAAUUAUUUUCAAUUGAUUUUUUUCAUGGAUGAAUUUAUGGAACUUCAUGCAAUCUGUUGUCGAGGAAUUGAAAAAAAAAUCAGGCGAAAUGUGUUGUCAUUAGCAAAAGCACACGUUUUAGAGAUUUUUUUCGUGAUUCAAGACGUGUAAAAAUGCGGAGUUAACAACCAAGAAACAAUUUGUUAGACCAGUUCUUUAAUUUUGUGGCCCCAAACCAAGAUUCAUAAAGAAUCUUCCUCUGGAGUACCUCCUAAGCUACGGCACUGGAUAUGGAAGGCUAUUUUGAGAUUAUUUUAUGAACAUCACGCUAAAUAUUAGAAUUCAAAUAAUCUAUAUAAUGCAAAUACUAAUCUAAUCAGCAGUUUUGGUUAGCAUAUUGAAAAAAAAAAUCAGCUUUUUGAGCGAAUUUCAGCUGAUUAUACUGACACAGCGAAUUUUCACUUAUCGAAUAAAACUCAGUUGAGUGAACUUAUUACGAAAUUCAGUUUAUUAAUAAUAUAUUCAUAUAUUAGUUUAUUUAAACUUAAAGAAUUUGCAAUUUUGAGCAUUUUCAAUAGGCUUUGCAGUUUCGCGAAUCAGCGAAAAAUUUUGAAUGUCUUCAUCAGUCUUCAUAUUCGAGAAUAACUUUCCUCUCAAUUGAAGCUUUUGUUGCUGACAACUCAACUGGUAUGUUUAAAUAUUCCAACAUCUAAUCCCUAUACAUAUGCAUGAAGUAACAUAGAUCCAUUGAAUUUCAUAUCAUGAGUGUUUAAAUAAAGCCUAUAAAUGUUAAAUUCUCAAAUUGAUUGUUGAGAGAUUUUAUCAAAUUUUUAUAUUCUAAAAUUCGUUAAAUCGUUGUUCAAAAAAAAACCUUAAUAAAUAUUAAAAUGGAAAUUGAUUGGAACUUAUGACAUAAGUGUCUGAAUCUCCAAGGAAAUGCGCUAUAUUUGCAUCAAAAUUGAUUUUUUUUACAAGUCCUACUAUUUCUCUGUUCUCCGUUUUCGCUUUUUGCCUUUUUAUUGCAAAUUGAAUCAGAAAUUGAAUAAUAUUGGAUAGAAAAUAUGUCACACCAACAGAAGGAAAAUUUAUACAAAAAAAGCACAUGAAGAAGUAGAAAAGGAAAAUUCAAUCCUACAAAAAAAAAACGAAAAGAAAGAAAAACAAUGAAGAUGAAAUUGAAAAGAAUAUAAAAAAGCAACACCAAUGAAUUAAAUUUUAUGACAACAGUCAUCAUCAUUAUAGACAAAAUUCACAUUAUUUAUAUUAGCAUAGAGACGCAAGGAAUGAAAAUGUACGACGAAGAAGAAUGUUCUUUAAUUUAAUUAUAUAGAAAAUAUAAAAAAAGCGGUUUCUUACAUAGACAUACACUUCCAUAAACACAAAAAAAAAAAGAAAACAAUGAUGACAAAAAUAUAGAGCGCAACUUAUGUAUUUAAAUUAGGACCAAAAGGCCUUAAGUGAAUUAAAAAAAAAUGAGUAAUUCUAUUUUCACGUCAAAAAGAAAUAUAUGAAAAAUAUAUGAUAUGAAUGCCAUUGGAAAUUGCUUACGGGAAGAAAUCACUGAAGCACAUACAGCAGAAGAGAUUCAAACAAUGAAAUAAACGAAAGCAUAAUAGAUUGAUGUUAUGAAACACAAACAUAUAUAUACAGAAUACAAAAAAAAAACUAUGAGCUCAAAAAUUUUAUCCAAUUUUAGCGAAGUUUCUUGCACAAUAAAGUUUUAUCUUCUUCAGCUCAUUUCCAUUUUUCCCUUUCUUCCGAUUUUCUUCUAUCCUUCUCUCUCUCUCGCCCUGCUUUUUCAUUUCAAUUUCCAUUAAAGUUGUUUGGUUUUUUUGUUCCUUCAAUCCCACUCAUUCUCUUACCACUUGAAAAUGAUCUGGAUUUAGCUGAAAAUGUUCGAAAUUUGAAUUUUUAUUAGGUUGAUGACAAUUCUGAUAUGUUAAAUUCUUUAUUGCUUUGUACAUUCAACAAUGAAGAAGAUGAAUUUGUGCUAAUUAAGCGGAUUAUUUUUGGUUCUAUAAAGGCUCAUUGUCAGCUUAUUAAUUAAGGUUUUGAAUGACUAAAAAUAAUAAAUAAGCUGAUUUGCUUUUCGUGUGAAGUUCAUUCCUUUAUUGUUAGGCUUUAAUGAUUCUGAAUAGGUUUAAAGGUAGCUUGAAUUAGGUGGAAACAAAACAAUUUUAAGAAACCGACAAAGUCUGCUGUAAGAUAACUCUAACCUUAAAAAAUUCUCAGUCUUUCCAUCAAGUUUUGAACAUUUUCCUGACAAUUUAGACCACAUUUUCAUCCCACACUUCAAGAGUGCUUCUGCUCGUUUCUCAUUUAUUCAACUGUAUACAACUAUUUAAGUUCAUUUAGGAAAAUGAAUGAUAAUCCAUUAAUGAUAGGAAGAACUCACAAACCAAAUCACACACACUUACAUACACAUGAAUAGAAUCAAAAAAAAAAAAUUAUAAAUCUCCAAAAAUAAAACGGAAGAAAGUAAAAGAAACGUCCAUGAAUGAAAUCUUAGAAUUUGUAAUGUUAUGUAUUUCCUUUUAUCACUUAAACGUAUGUGAGAGAAAAUGGUUUUAAUGAUAGAAAGCUUGCUCAAUGCAUAAAAAGAAGCUUCAUUUUUUUAUAGAUAAAUUGCGAUUGGAAAUGGAAGGGAAAAGUUUUGCGAUAUUUAUGGGAUCGAUAUGUUUAUGUAAUUUCAUGGAAAAGAAUAUUGUGGUAGAGAUGGAGGGAGUCGUGAAAGUUUUGAGAACUAACAUAUGAUGACGAAGUUUGUUGUGUUUUAUUUGGAUUUAAUAAGUUUCUAUGAGAAUUUUUUUCCUCAUACGACCUACUUGCUUAUUCUAGUGAAUUCAAUCAUUUUAGGGAACUUUAGCUUGAUUAUGCUGAUUCAGCAGAUUUGGGUUAUUUCCAGAAUUAGAGCUGAUUCAGAAAAUCUAAUAAAAUCAAUCACUACUUGAAAUCAAAAAAAUAAGUUCCUUGACUCAAAUCCCAGACCUACAAACUCAUUCUUAACAACCCCAAUAGAAUCUAGUCAAUUUUUCAAGUAAAUAUGACACAACAUGCACGAGAAACUCAAACAAAACAUCGGAUUUCGUAUUUCAUAAAUUUAUGAUUAGAUUAUUCGAAAUUUUCACAAUUUUGCUUGCUUUCCUUACAUUUACUUCCUCAAUUCUUUUUCGUAACAGAUUUCAAAAUCUAUUUUACAAAAUUCAAACAAAAACAAAAAGUCUGUAAAUUCUUUUAUUUUUUGUCAACUUUAACAAUUUUUUCAUUCGACUUCAUUCCAAUAUUCAAAAACAACGAAACGACUUAGCUGAUUGUGCGUAUAGUCCACAUUAUGAAAUUACAUAAAAUCGUAUAGAAUUGUUCCAUUCUUGAUAAGAAUUUACACGCUAAUAAAUCACGUCACGUAUGUAUGAUAAGAAUGAGUAAUAUUAUUGCAAAGAAGUUGUUAUGUAUAAUUUUAUUUCAUGCAAUGAUUUGCAUAAAGUAUGCGUGACAUAAUUUAUGAAUAUCAAAAUCAAAUUCAAUUUCCCCUCCCCGUCCCAUCCACAUUCACUCAUUUCAUUUUGUGGUUGGGGCGUAGAUAAAUAAAAAGACGAGAGAUUUCUUUUUUUAAAAGAAUGAUACACACACAAAAAAAAAUGUAAAUACCCUCAGAUGAAAAUGAAAAAGUUUCAGGCCACACAUAUUAUGUGAAUAAAAAAUGAGAAUGAAAAUUGUUUUUAAGGAAAAAAAAAGAAAAUAAAAAUUAAUUAAAUGUUUUCCUCAUUUAAAAUGAAGAAUAAUCCUAGUUUUUUGAGUCCUAUAAAGAAGAUAAAAAAAAUUAUAAGAUGAAUAAUAAUAACGAGAAAUAAAUUGUUAGAUUCAAGUAAAUUUAAUUGAAUAAAAAAAUGUUGAUAGACUGAAAAAAUAAAUAAGUAAACUUCAAAUAGACACAGAAUUAUGCACAAAAAAGAAAAU